Messenger RNA from Gastrolobium bilobum, 864 nucleotides. RefSeq names its product photosynthetic NDH subunit of subcomplex B 3, chloroplastic. The transcript has 6 exons. Gene Ontology annotation, cellular component: chloroplast thylakoid membrane. The record is from RefSeq and is a predicted model, not a curated record. Gene Ontology annotation, biological process: P450-containing electron transport chain. Bases 142 to 720 code for a protein of 192 amino acids. Gene Ontology annotation, molecular function: 2 iron, 2 sulfur cluster binding. Lineage: Eukaryota; Viridiplantae; Streptophyta; Magnoliopsida; Fabales; Fabaceae.
AUUCAAACCAAUUCAGAUAAGAUCAUCACAAGAACAACCACAAAUGACAGAACCAUUCUACUAAGCUCAAAUUCAAUGCAAAACAACACUACAUACACUCAACAUCAACAACAACCUUUUCUAUCUUCUUAACAAUCACAAAUGUCGCUCCUACAAUUCCAAAUGACCUCUAAAGCAUUGUUCUCUCUUUCUCCAUCCUCCCAUAACUUCAGACCCAAAACCCUCCAUCAAUCUAAGCGUCUCAACUUUGGUACAACCAAAGUUAGAGCCAUUGGCACAGUCCCUGAGAGGGACUCAGGGACCACUGAACCUGAAGAGCCACCCUCUGUUGGGUUCGCAUUUUUCAGUUCUGUGUUGCUACCAGAUGGAACACCAGAUGUGCACUACCGUUCUGCUUGUGGUGGGCAGAAGCUUAGGGACAUAAUGAUAGAUUCUAAUAUUGAACUCUAUGGACCCUAUGCUAGAGCUUUGUUAAAUUGUGGAGGAUAUGGAACUUGUGCGACAUGUAUGGUGGAGGUUCUUGAAGGAAAGGAGCUUCUAAGCCCUCGCACUGAGAAAGAGAAUGAAAAACUGAAGAGGAAACCAAAGAAUUGGAGAUUAGCAUGUCAAACAACUGUUGGUAAACCAGAUUCCACAGGGGUGGUUGUGAUCCAACAACUACCAGAGUGGAAAGGGCAUGAAUGGAAAUAUGAAAAACCUGGAAAAUCAGAGUCUUCGUGAAGCAUUUUUGUUUUUGCUUUAUUGCAAAUCGUGAAGAAAAUCUUCGAAACCUGUAAUUAGGAGUUAUAUUAUGUCGUUUAGAGUCACUUCAACGAAACAAAAAAAAAUAUUAUGACUAAUAUAGUAAAGCUUGUUGCAUUUUAA